CAGGCAAUGUGAGCGCGACAGUUCCCUCGGCAAGUCUCAAUGACCGCAAGUGGCAUAAUGUUGUCGUGAAAAGACGCUGGAAAAAUGUGAACAUCUCUGUUGAUGAUCUUUCUCAAGGUGAGUAAACAAGCACUGAAAUCUAAAAAGCAGAUUUGUAGGCAAGGAUGUUUCCUGGUUUGCCUACCUUUAGGAAACAUGGCAAGGAAACAAUGGGUCCUGCAGUGCCCACUUUCAUGAAGCAUGGCUAGGAAACAAUCUUUCCUGGUUUGCCCAUCUCACGAAACAUGGCUAGGAAACAGUUAAUGUUUCCAAGUUUUCCCACCUUUGGAAAACAUGGCUAGGAGACAAUGUUUCCUGGUUUGCCCACCUUCAGGAAACAUGGGUAGGACCCCAAUUCAAGCUACUAGACAAACAUUUCCGUUUCAUAACCAUACUCAUUUCCAAAUUUUUCAGUGAGUACUGUUAUUCCGUUGAACAUCACUCAACUUCUCCUCAAGCCCCCAAGCACCGCAGUGGACACUGCCCUGUACAUCUUUGGCGGACCAUCAGAUAUUCGCUAUCCAGUCAAUUUCAAAGGCAUGAUCAACGACCUUGUGAUAAACAAAAGGAAGCCCAUCAUAUCUUACGUUCUGAAGGAUCCAGCAUACACUUUGCAUGGGUCGGGAAAACUUAGUAAAAAUUAUUGUCAUGCUGACGUGUAAAUUACUGUUUCCAUGAACCCAUGAUAUGGGUCAAUAUUUGGUGUUUUAUAUAAACUUCGAUAAAGAAUGUUUCAUCACAAUCAUGUAAUCAUAUAAUAUGACUCUACGUCAGGGACUUCGAUGUGUAGCACGGCCUUUAACCACAAAUGUGAACAUGCACUGUAGCACAAUUUGCACGAUUUUAAUAAAGAAAGAAAGGGUGACGGUAAUAAAAUUUUAAUAGACACUUCUCGAAUUUGCUUGAAAUCGAGGUGGACAAUGUUAAUGUAACCGUUGGCGUAACGUUAUAUCAGGG
This is a messenger RNA of Paramuricea clavata, 996 nucleotides long. Lineage: Eukaryota; Metazoa; Cnidaria; Anthozoa; Malacalcyonacea; Plexauridae. The record is from the annotation of a GenBank genome assembly.